Messenger RNA from Echinostoma caproni, 579 nucleotides. The record is from the annotation of a GenBank genome assembly. NCBI's taxonomy places the organism in Eukaryota, Metazoa, Platyhelminthes, Trematoda, Plagiorchiida, Echinostomatidae.
AUGUUUUAUUUACACUUUCGAAUCGGUUUUCUAUCCACUAAACCGUUUGUUACAUUUUCGAUUGACUCACAGAAACAAAAGAAAAAGGGAAAGAAGCACAAGGUGCCUGUGGCCCAUGAUGGAGACGCUCCUUCAACAUCAGCAGGAGAAUCGGCCGCCGGAGAAGAUUCGAAAGCAGUAGCCAAUAAUCUGAUGAAAAGCGGACUCAGUGACUUGUUGCUUAAGCGGCUGACAAACGUCAUGCUUGUGUCGGGCACCGAUAGUCUCAACCAAGUUCCCGGUACAACCAAGGAAAAGCGAUGCAAAAACGAUUAUCGCUUUUGGCGAACACAGCCAGUACCGGACCUAAACGAGGAGAUCUCGGAGAACGGUCCCAUCGAACCAGAUAAAACUAUUGACGAGAUUCGUCCGGAACCGUACAGUCUUCCGGACGGAUUUUUAUGGUGCGAAGUUUCGCUUGACGAUGAGAAACAAGUGAGUCGAUUUACAUUUUUCCAUUUUUGGUCCGCGUCCAUCGUACGUUCGUUUUUUACAACACCCAUUUGUGUGAUGGACAGCAGACAGAGGAUAACGCCGUAG